Messenger RNA from Poecilia latipinna (sailfin molly), 1815 nucleotides. RefSeq names its product GTPase IMAP family member 2-like. Lineage: Eukaryota; Metazoa; Chordata; Actinopteri; Cyprinodontiformes; Poeciliidae. Gene Ontology annotation, molecular function: GTP binding. The record is from RefSeq and is a predicted model, not a curated record. The coding region runs from base 950 to 1681 and encodes 243 amino acids. The transcript is spliced from 3 exons.
GGUUAACUGUGUCCUGGUCUGGUCUUGUGCUGGCCUUUGACUAAGUUUUGGGCAGUUUUUUUCCCCACUGUCCUGGAGAGAAGGUAGACGGAGACCAUUUCUCCUUCAGUAAGAAAGGGUUGAGUGACCAGGGUCACCACAAACUUUGCAGAACCUCAGAGAGCGAUCAAGGUUCUGCAAGAUGGUGCAUGAUGGACUAAACCCAAUGGACUUGUGUUAUAGCGAGUAACUAAACAGUCAAGCAGAUACAUUAGACAGUGCACACCUUCCAAAUCCACAGACUGAUGAAACCACUGAUGGAGAGUUUCCCAAUUGGGUGAACUGCAAUCUGAGGCUAUAGUUGGCACUGAGUGCAGUGGGACAAGUGAGACAGUAAGCUGUGUAACAGUGUCACUGGCUACUGGAACUGCUGCUGACAGCCUGCCAUCCCGGGGGGCAGCAGUGGUCAUUUAUGGGCCGGCGUGCAUGAAGACAGGAUAUUGUGAGAUGCAUCACUGUGUUGGUGUUCACCUGUCCUGGCUGUAUUCGGAGUUUCGCCUGAGCCACUGCAGCUUGCACAUGGCUGGGCAUAAAUCUAAUUGAUGUGGAGGACUCAUGGCUAUUGGCUCUGCAUUCUGGAAUGCACUGAUGCGUUAUUGCACUUCACUUGUUGUCCACUCCUCAGCAGCCUUAAAGAUGCACUGUGCAGCAACCUGUGGACAACUGAAGAUAGGAGAAACCCCUGACAAUCAAGAUGGCCCAGAUCCUCAGGACUGUGUCAUCAUGGCACCACUGUGAUCAGGAGGAUGUUUUUCAAAGCUGCAUGGUUCUGACAGUGACUGGCAGACAGAUUCAAGGGGAGGAGACUGGAACCAGACUACAAAACAGCAGGAAUUAAAAAGCAAAAGUAUUCACUACCAAGAAAUCAACAGCCACAGUUCAUCGCAGAUCAACUGCCUGCAAGAAGACAAUGGAAAUGACCAGCCAUGGUUCAGCUGACCUCAGAUUGGUGCUGGUGGGUCAGGAAAGAGUCGGGAAGAGCUCAGCAGGAAACACCAUCCUGAGAAAUAAGGAGUUUAACUCUGAAGACGGUCUCAAGCUGCUGACUCGAAGCAGUAAGAAGGCAGAAAAUGAAGUUUUCUCUCGUAGAGUCUCUGUGAUUGACACCCCUGGACUCUCCAGCUCUGUUCUUCCUCCAGACGAAGUGAAAGCUGAGAUCCAGAGAGCUGUGGAGCUGAGCUCUCCUGGUCCUCAUGUUUUUCUGCUCACCAUCAAGCUGGGAAGAUUCACUGAACAGGAAGAGCCAGGACUGGAGAUGCUGCAGGAGAUUCUGGGUCCAGAGGUUUCCAAGUUCACCAUGAUCCUGUUCACCCACACGGACCGACUGGAACAAACAGGCAUUAAUGUUGAUCAGUUUGUACAAGAAGAUGAAAACUUGCAGAAAAUAGUGCAGAGCUGCAGUGGGAUGUAUCAUGUGUUCAACAACAAGAAGAUGGAAAACAGGAAGCAGGUCCAGGAUCUGCUGGAUAAAAUAGAUUCACUCUCAGACGGAGGACGUCGUUUUUAUCAGAGGCAGAUUUCUCUGAUCACUUUCUGUAGAUGGGCUCAGUCAUGGUGGUCAGACUGGAGACUGAAACUUGGAGUUUGCUUUCUGUGCUGUUGGAUAUUGAGCAACAUCUAUAGUCGGUUGAGAAAAGAAUAGAGGAAGUAAAAAAUUACCGGAGGAAGAAAGUUUCAUGGAAAAUGUCAGUGUGAAUAAAAUGAUCAAUUAUCCAUUACAAUCCAAACUUUUGUUGUAAUUGGCUGGACUUAAAAAUAAUAAAACUGAUUUAAAUC